Molecule: messenger RNA, 3268 nt
Organism: Mugil cephalus (flathead mullet)
Lineage: Eukaryota; Metazoa; Chordata; Actinopteri; Mugiliformes; Mugilidae
Gene: cln8
Product: CLN8 transmembrane ER and ERGIC protein
Exons: 2
Coding region: 581-1429 (282 amino acids)
Biological process (GO): lipid homeostasis
Cellular component (GO): membrane; endoplasmic reticulum
Source: RefSeq, a predicted model, not a curated record
GUUUUCCUGUUGUAGUGAAAUUAGGCUGAGACACGGAGGUCCGAGCAGCCAGAUAUUUCCAUGUGUUACCGGGACGUUAAGAUAGUCGGUUUGUGGUGAGUGAACUGCUCUGAAACGUUUAAUACGAUGUUAACUUGCGUCGGUAACGUAUUUGUUUUGUUUACUCUAUAGGCUGCUAUUAGAGUGUGACACAUAGUGUUGCUAAAUAACUAAAUGUAAAAAUAUGCUUAUUCCUACCCAAGCAACCACAAUAAGUUGUGGGUCAGUUACAGCUGCACAGCUUUUAAAGAAUGUUUAUGCCAAGUUUCACUUAAAAAAAAGUCGUCUGUCUUUACUCGCCUCGGUGAGACAUACCUGAUUGAUUACGGGCUACUUACUGCAAUAUAAAGCACCGAGGUUAAGUGUGGAGAAUUCAUAGAUUCGGAGACGAGCUUUGUGUAUUAGUGGUGUUGUCUAUCUUUUCUUUGUGAUCGUUUUGCAGGUGAUCCACCCAUCAUGCUUGUACCAGCUGCUGCUCGCUGUCCCUCUUUCAGGUGAACCUCGCCCAUCUUAGGUCCAGCAUCCCCCCCCCCCCAGCACCAUGACUUCUGAGCAGCAGCCCAGCGCUCAGUACUUCCAGUGGGACUAUCGCCUCCAGCUGAUCGGCCUCGGAUUUGGCUUCUACGCUGCAAUAUUUCUCCUCUCCCACCUCCUGUCUGCGGCCCUGUGCCGCACAUACCAGUCCCUGCUGGCUAAGGAGAAGGUUUUCUGGAACCUGGCAGCCACCCGGGCAGUGUUUGGCAUCCAGGGCAGCGUGGCCGGACUGCGGGCCCUGACUGUGGACUCCGCCAUCAACGCGGACAAAGUGAGGGGCCAAGAGGACUGGUCCUGGUUUACGGUCCUCACAGCUACGGGCUUUUUUGCGUUUGAGAAUGUAGCGCUCCACGCCUCCAGCUUGGUGUUUUGGUCUUUUGACCCCCCGCUGGCGAUACACCACUUCUUCGCCGUGGCAGGGUACACAGGGACGCUGGUGUGGGACUCCCAGGGCCACUACCUGCCGUUGAUCACGCUCCUGCUGGAGAUGAGUACGCCGUUCACCUGUAUAUCCUGGAUGUUACUGAAGGCCGGCUGGGCGCGCACCCUGUUCUGGAAAGCCAACCAGUGGGUGAUGAUCCACAUGUUCCACUGUCGCAUGGUGCUCACCUACUACAUGUGGUGGGUAACCCUCACCCACUGGGGAGAACUCUGCACCUAUGUCGCCCGACCCCCCCUCAUAAUGUUCGUCCUCGGCCUGGCUCUGCUCACGUUCAUCAUCAACCCCAUCUGGACGCAGAAGAAGACCAUGCAGCUGCUAAAUCCUGUGGACUGGAACUUUGGGAACAAGCCGACACCGGUGAACGGCGCUAAGAAGGGUCAGUCCGAGGUUUCUGGGAAACCCCAUGCCAGCUAAGGAGUGUGGAAAAGCUCCUAUCUUUUCUGAAUGGACGUGACCUUUGGUGUGAUCAUGGUAGGACUGAUGGUUUAGGUUUUAUUUUUAUUAACAGACUGUGUUGCUUUUGUUUAAAGUGCGAGACAAGUAGACGUUACUGAUGUAAAAUGUUUGAUCAUCUGCUACUGUCACAGCACAUGUUACAAGAGAGUCUCUCGUUGGACUCUUUCUCUCCUUUCAGACAGGUUUGUUUUGUUGUUGAUUUUCAUCAGCUCAUAUUAUUCUACGUCUGGUUGGCUUCUAAUGAAGGGAUGUGCCUUUGCAGGGCGUUGGAAUGAAGCCCUGCCUGUUUCAAUUGCCUGUGAACAACAGUAAACACAACAGUAAAACCAUUAAGUUUAAUAGGUCUUCCGUGGGGUCAUCACUGUAUGUCCACAGUAUUAAGUAAUACUUUAGUAGUUAACUCUGUCUUCCUGCAGCGGCUUCUGUAGGUUCAUUUCUAUAGUCAGAAAUGGCUGACAUAUUGUUUGCCUAUGGAUACAACAUGUCUUAGGCGGGAGAGAGUGUUUCCCUUUUUGGAGUGCUGAUCAUUCAGUAGUAAAGUCACGAGUGGUAAAGUCAGACUGAAGUUUUAUGACACACAAGAUGAAUUUAGGGCAAAGGAGGAAACGCUGUAAAAUGUGAUUAUGUUUAAAGAACGAGCUCCUGUAGGCCGAUCAUUAGAUCGUUUAGAUAACAAGUGGACGGUUUGAACUGUUAAUUCAUGAGUCACAGUUUUCCACGAACAGAGAGGGAACCAUUUAUUACAUUUGUGGCACAACAAAAUCGUCUUUAUUGUCGGAAGAAAGCUCAGGAAUGGUCCACGCCACAAAGGCCUCAUUGUCCAAAUUGAGAUGCGUGAGGUGAAGUGAAACUGAAACAUUUGUUGACACAUGAGUUAAAUUCCAACCAUGAUACAUUUUUUCAGUAUGUAGGAAGACUAACUUAAAGUGGAAAAGCUUUACUAAAAUGUAUUUGUACUUGUUAAAUUUGUCGAGAGGUUUGUGUUUUCAACAACGGCCUCAUUGUACUGAAAGUUUGUGUGUUGUCAGCCUUCUGGCAUAGGAAGUAUUCUGUCACUAUCUCACACUCUCAGAUCUCUCACUGUGUUGACAUUACUCAUUUAAUAUGUAAACAGUCUCUCGGUGUUGAUGACAUUUUUCAUUGUUAUUUUUUAGUAUUAAAAUAUGGAUAAAUUUUACAUGAUGAAGAUGCAAAGACUGCUGAGUUGAAGCUAUUUUUUUUUUUUUUAAUCACAGAGCAUUUCAUGACUUCACAGACUUAAAAUUCAUAAAUGUCUGUACGUGGAGGCUUUUCAGACCGGUAUUUAACAUAAAAAUAACUAUUUUUACUAUUUAUUUUUCACCCAGCUGUAUUUGAUAUCACUUAAAGAUUUGCUACAGAAAUUAUUUUGUCAAAGAUCGUUAGAUUCAUACUUUUCAAUUAUUGAGACAGCACAAAAAUACCAUUAAUAGUGCUACUAAUUCCAGUGGCAUGUAUGAACCAUUUUGUUAAUGUGUGUUUUUUGUUAACGCAGUCAUUUUUAGCUUGUGUGAGUCACAACUUGAAGUGUUUUCUCACAUAUAAGCACGUCCCUUGGUUUUGUUGAUGCUCAUGACUGCCUGUAGGUGGCAGAGUAAGAAUAAUUAUGUCUUGCAUCACUGAGUUUAAGUUUUUUUUUUAACUUUGAGGUUGAUUCUUUUUUUCUCUCAAAAAACAUACAAGGCCCAUUUCAUGGUAUUAUAUUACAGAUAUGCCUGUUUCUAAAUUAAAUGUUGGUUUCUAUUUUAAUACAGCAAUAAACAAUGAUAUGAUAUAAAA